Molecule: messenger RNA, 822 nt
Organism: Pocillopora meandrina
Lineage: Eukaryota; Metazoa; Cnidaria; Anthozoa; Scleractinia; Pocilloporidae
Source: the annotation of a GenBank genome assembly
AAAAAAGAGGUCAUGAAUAUAGAAUCUUGGUGCACCGUCGAACUCAACUCCAAGCAAGACUGGCUGCGAGCAAACAGGAAACACAACACAAAUGCGUUUGCAAGUAGCGUGUUCAAAGGUGAUUCAAAUCAACACCAAGCAAGCAGGCUGGACUUCAAAAGUUCUCCAGAAAAACACAGGGAAAGAAGACAUUUUCCUGAUAAAGGUAAAAAAAUCCUCAAAUUUUCUUGACUUGUUCAUUUGACUCUGAUUAUUCUGGGUUAUAAGAGACUUCAAGCACCCGGUUUGACGCCUUGUUCGCGUGCAGGACAGUACAACAGAUUCCUACCAAUCAGCCAAACAUGCCAAUCAUAUACAGAAAUAUUUUAUUUCCAUAUCGUCGCAAGCGAUACGAAUCGAACAAUAAGAUAUUUCGCUUGAUUACUUUUUCUUCAAAGUACGGAUUUUUUAGCCACUUUGUCAGCAAUUUUUUUGAAACUUUGUAUUUUCUUUCAGCUCAAACUCAGCUCAAGUGACAUAAACUCAGAAGGUUAUCUAGCCAGGAAACAAGAAUUUAGCACUGUGGCACAGCACUGCAAACCCAUUGAUUGAAAUUGACAUUGACAAUUUUUACAACUUGCUUUAUACAAAAAUGGAUCCUAAUAUAUUUCACCAGAUUACUCUGCUGUAAGCAAAUUAAAGAAAUGAAUAGACUGUUCUGGAUUAAAAAACAUAGAUUUGUCUCUGCAUCAAAAAUGGCUAUGUCUUCUGCUAUUACUGUUACAACUUAAGAUGUUAAGACCAUGUUUCUGAGGGUAGGUAUCUCCUUAUACUUGGUUUGCU